Chanos chanos (milkfish) is the source of this 1451-nucleotide messenger RNA. RefSeq names its product synaptosome associated protein 29 (gene snap29). Gene Ontology annotation, cellular component: SNARE complex; plasma membrane. The record is from RefSeq and is a predicted model, not a curated record. NCBI's taxonomy places the organism in Eukaryota, Metazoa, Chordata, Actinopteri, Gonorynchiformes, Chanidae. The transcript has 7 exons. The coding region runs from base 58 to 861 and encodes 267 amino acids. Gene Ontology annotation, biological process: synaptic vesicle fusion to presynaptic active zone membrane; synaptic vesicle priming; exocytosis. Gene Ontology annotation, molecular function: syntaxin binding; SNAP receptor activity.
CAGCUGAGAGCGAAGACAAGUCAGCGCACAGAGAUCGAAGUCUAGUCUUGCCAGACAAUGGCAGCAUACCCUAAAUCACACAAUCCAUUUGCCGAUGACAAUGAGGAGGAAGAAGAAACUUCACGCUCUGGUCCAAAGAGGGGGUUUAAUUUUGAUGAUGAGCCCGAGGAGAGUAACUUGAGUCCGGCUGAGCGGAGACAGAGACAGCUUCAGCAGGAGGUCAUGCGUACGGCUCAGUCCGCCGUGGACAGCAGUUACCGAUCGCUGGGUCUCAUCUACGAGUCUGAGAAAGUUGGAGCUGAGACAGCAGAGGAGUUGAUUCGUCAGGGUGAGGCCCUGAAGAGGACUGAGCGGAUGGUGGACAACAUGGAGCAGGACAUGAGGACCAGUCAGAGACACAUUAACAGCAUCAAGAGCGUAUGGGGCGGACUGGUCAACUACUUCAAAGGAAAACCAGACCCCAAACCUCCACAGCGUGACCAGCCCACAGGUUACCAGGCCAACAGCAGAUUACAGGACGCACUAUCUGACAGCAAAGUGCAUGAAGACAAAUAUCAAGAGAGUCACCCGAACCUGAGGAAACUGGAUACAUCUGGAUUUGGAGCUUCAGCAUCGUUGGAUAAUGACUCGUCCAAUCAAAACGGCUACCCCAAGAACAAACACCUAAGGUCUGCCCACCAACAACUGGAUAAUAAUCUGGAUGAAAUGUCUUUGGGUUUGAGCCGGCUGAAGAACCUGGGCUUAGGACUCCAGGCAGAGAUCGACGACCAGGAUGUCUCUCUGGAUUCUCUGCUCAAUAAAGUAGACAGCAUGGAUGGCAAGAUCAGCUCCACCAACCGCCAGCUCAAAAACCUUAAAUAGCCUCAGACUCUCUCACACUCUCCCCGGGCACCGGUGAAAGGCUUCGAGGAAAACUACCUGUUAGUCCCUUCACAGCAGCAGAGUGUACCCGGCCACUAAGGUUGGAGAGAAUUCGACAGUUCGGCGUGUGGCCACAUUUGACUGUUUCCUUUAUGACUGCCACACACUCCUAACGUGGCCUAACAGACGGACCCCGUUUCACCUAAAAAUCCCACCCCCACCCCACCCCCCCCCCCCCCAAAAAAAUCCAUUUUCGCUGGUUCUUUAUGAAGAUGUAGAAGGACUUUGACACGACACGUCUGAGUGUUCCAGUCUGUUGCUAAAAUAUGGUCCUGUUAAAUUCACAAGCCUUUGGUAAAUACUAGUCUGACAAAGGAACAUGUUUGCUAAAUCCUGUCAGAAUCAUGGAGGUUAUGCGCUGGGAUGGUGUCUUCUCACUCUGCCUUAAUGUGAAUUCAUUCAUCUCCUGUCAUGUCCUCAAGGCUUUGUGCUAUGCUCAUUUUAUCACUUGGAUGUUGUUUAGAGAAACUCAUGACGUGAUGUUAGUAUUGUGAAUGAAAUCUCCUCUCAGCUUUGCUUUUUUUUUUUUU